GGACUACAAACAAGAUGGCCGCGGACUACCAAGCGUAAUAAUUCUGACCCACUUGUUAUUUUCUGACAGUAUAAGCUUGUGUUUGGAAGUUGCUGGCAGAAAUGGGUUUAUCACAGAGCUCAGAGGUGUCCGAGGGAGGGACCUAUGGAUACCACGUGCACGGCGUUCAGCCAAAUUCUCCUGCAGAAAAAGCGGGACUGCAGCCGUUCUUUGACUUCAUUCUGUCUCUGGACAACAACAGACUGAACGAGGAGAACGAGCUGCUGAAGGAGCUGCUGAAGGCCAACAUGGAGCGGGCGGUGCUGAUGCAGGUGUUCAGCACCAAGACCAGCCGGCUCCGGGAGCUGGAGGUGGUUCCCAGUAACAUGUGGGGGGGCCAGGGCCUGCUGGGGGCCAGCGUUCGCUUCUGCAGCUACCAAGGAGCCAACGAGAACGUCUGGCACGUUCUGGACGUAGAACCCAGUUCUCCUGCUGCAUUAGCAGAACUUCAGCCUCACAGUGAUUACAUCGUGGGAGCAGAUCAAGUGUUACAAGACUCCGAAGACUUCUUCUCUCUGAUCGAGGCUCAUGAAGGGAAACCACUGAAGCUGCUGGUUUAUAACACAGAGACAGACGACUGUAGGGAGGUGGUGGUCACACCCAACGGAGCCUGGGGGGGGGGGGGCAGUCUGGGCUGUGGUAUUGGUUACGGCUACCUGCACCGAAUCCCAGCACAACCUGAGGCCUCGACGGAGAAACCUCCCAGUCCUGAAACUGGUCCUGGUCCUGAUCCAGUUCCUGAGGAGGACCCGUCUCCAGAGCUGCCCACUCACGGAUUCACAGAGGCUCCUUUGAUGGCUCCUCCCAGUCACAGUGAGGAGCUGCUGGACCAGGAGCAGGUCACCCUGCAGGAGGCUCCUCUACCUCCUCCACUCCACAGAGUCAUGGACCCUGACUGUGAAGUGGCGGUGAUGAACCCGGACCCUGCAGACCUGGUGGACAGACUAGAACUGUCCAUGUCCUCCAUCGACAUGACCAACACGUCUCUGACCAUGCACGAGGAGAAGGACGGGGACAUGUCUGGUGUUGAGGAGCUGGAGGACAGCGUGCUGCUGUCGUCAUCAGCAGACAGUCAGCCUGAAGCAGCUGAUCUCAGCUCUGGAGGAGCCGUGGACCUCCUCCUCCUCUCCUCCUCCUCCGCUCUCACCUCCACCGACACCAGUGACUCCGGCGUCCCCCCGGUGGGGCCGUCCCUCCUGCUGGAGGCCACAGAGUCCUCAGAGCUGCCCGGCUCUCUGAGUGACGUUAGCGGUAGCCCGAGUCCCCCGCCGUGUGAACCGGCCCCCCCUCUAGAGACCCCAGAGCCUCCUGCUGAGCCUCCUGUCCCCGCUGGAGACCCUCCUUCUCCUCCUGUGGAUCUCUUCCAAGCUCCUGCUGCUGACGACUUGAUGGAGGACGAUUCUGCUGCUCAGGGCGCCGCGGACGGAGACGCUGCAGAGAGCGUGGCAACGGCAACGGAGGAGCCUGCAGAGCCUCUAGAUGUUGCUCCUCCUGCUCAGGAGGAGCUAGAAGAGGAGCUAGAGGAGGAACCGUGAUCUGAGUAAGCUUCCAUCAGGCUGUACAACAUGCAAUGACAAUCACUGGGGCUUUAAAAAAAACAGAAAAACACUAUAGGAAAUACUGGAAAGAUAGAAGAAACAGCUGAUUUUAAUAGGGAAAGUCCUCCACGAAGCUCAUUCUUCAGGUUAGUUACACUACAGAAACCAGCUGAAGCUUUUAGACCACAAGUAGAAAAAUACUUAGAGGCUCUGUAGGAAUAUUCUAUUUGUUUUUAUAUGUGUGGGAAUCUAAAGUUACUGAUCGUUUGUACACUGAGGAGGUCAUCAUGUCAACAUGCUGGUGCAGGUUUUAGAUCAUACGGGUGAGGAGACGUUGCUUCCGCUACUCGAGUGAAUACUUGAAGACUUCCAAAGACAAACACAUGUUUUACUACAGCGAGAGCACAGAAGCACCUUAAUAUCCACAACACUAAAACACUAAUCCAGUCUGAGGAGCGGCCAGGUGGUUGUCACAGUCUCGUGGUGCAGUGUGACGUCUGUUGUUAAAGUGAUGAUUCCCUCAAAAACAGAGCUGAAGAUCACAGGAGGGAAACUUUUACAGUCGGAUUUUUAAUUGUUGGCAUGAGGGAAAUACUCGUCUUGAGUCAGUGCAAGUUUUUAUAUCAGAUCUGAUGAGGUCAGUUUGUUUUAAACAGUCUUUGAUUUGAAUUGAAUUGUUGGGAGAAAAAAAAAACAACUGCUUUUACUGUUUUAUCGCUGGAAUUAUGUCUCUUUAAUGCUAUUACUUUCUCAUUUUUUGUGAACUAUGCAACAGUAGACAAGCGCAGGUAAUGUCUAAACUAGUGAUGUCCAAAAGAAGCUUCAUGGACCAUUUUCUAUAUUUUCUGAGCCCACUAGAUGGCGCUCUCUGUCCAACAAAGCACACUGAAUCAGCCUGUCUUUGGGUCUUUAACCCAUUGAAGCCUGGAAAGCGGAUACGUCGUUUUGUAGUAUUUGUAUAAGCUCUCAAAUACCUUUUUGAAUUUCAUUUCUAUCUGCUACAGAGGCUGAAAAAUCUAUUAUUUAGUAGAAGAGUUGACACUUUUUUUCCCAGAAUUUCCAGGAAAUUAGAGGCUUAUUUUAAAAUCGCCCAGCGAUUUUUCAGGCCUCAAUGGGUUAAACCAACAACGCCAUCUAGUGGAGUCAACAAAUACAACUAAUUCAGGUUCAUGAAGCUUCAUUUGGACAUCACUAGUCUAAAUAAUCCAAUAGAUGAACUUUCACUUACAGUAAGAAGUCUGUAACAGUGGCGACGUUUACAUGCACACAGAUAUUCCUCCAUUAUUCAGAAUGUGACAGAAUUCAGACAUAAACCUGCUUUUAUAUUACAAAUUUGGCCUGAUUUUGAAUGUAGCAUUUUCCAGAUUAAGGUGUUGAAUUGCCGAUUUUAUUCAGGCUUAUUCAAAAUAUGAGUCUCGAUUAUGGUUUUGAUGGCAGUGUUUGUGACACAUGGCCUGGAAAAAUGAUUCGGCCAUCUUUUUCUUCAGUUUCUUGUUCAUUUUAAUGUCUGG
This is a messenger RNA of Centropristis striata (black sea bass), 3088 nucleotides long. RefSeq names its product golgi reassembly stacking protein 1a (gene gorasp1a). Gene Ontology annotation, biological process: Golgi organization. The record is from RefSeq and is a predicted model, not a curated record. Lineage: Eukaryota; Metazoa; Chordata; Actinopteri; Perciformes; Serranidae. The coding region runs from base 102 to 1574 and encodes 490 amino acids. Gene Ontology annotation, molecular function: protein binding. The transcript is spliced from 9 exons. Gene Ontology annotation, cellular component: Golgi apparatus.